This is a messenger RNA of Elephantulus edwardii (Cape elephant shrew), 2135 nucleotides long. RefSeq names its product DnaJ (Hsp40) homolog, subfamily C, member 2 (gene DNAJC2). Gene Ontology annotation, cellular component: cytosol. Lineage: Eukaryota; Metazoa; Chordata; Mammalia; Macroscelidea; Macroscelididae. Gene Ontology annotation, biological process: regulation of translational fidelity; 'de novo' cotranslational protein folding. Bases 170 to 2038 code for a protein of 622 amino acids. The record is from RefSeq and is a predicted model, not a curated record. Gene Ontology annotation, molecular function: Hsp70 protein binding; ribosome binding. The transcript has 17 exons.
CACUACGUACGCUUCAUCCCGGAAGUGGUUGUUGACUGUAUCCAUGCGCCGGUUCCUGGGCGUAGAGCAAAGGCGCGAGGCUCGGAGCGGAGGGUAGAACCUGAGGGGACGCUCAUCCCCGUCCUCUCGGGACCUGAACCGCUACUUCUGCGGGCCUGGCCCUGGUGCCAUGAUGCUGCUCCUGCCGAGCGCCGCGGACGGCCAAGGCACCGCCAUCACCCACGCUCUGACCUCUGCCUCUACACUCUGUCAAGUUGAACCUGUGGGAAGAUGGUUUGAAGCUUUUGUUAAGAGGAGAAACAGAAAUGCUUCUGCCUCUUUUCAGGAACUGGAGGAUAAGAAAGAGUUAUCAGAGGAGUCAGAAGAUGAAGAAUUGCAGUUAGAAGAGUUUCCCAUGCUGAAAACACUUGAUCCCAAAGAUUGGAAGAAUCAGGAUCAUUAUGCAGUUCUUGGACUUGGCCAUGUAAGAUACAAAGCUACACAGAGACAGAUCAAAGCAGCACACAAAGCAAUGGUUUUAAAACAUCAUCCAGACAAACGGAAAGCAGCUGGUGAACCAAUAAAAGAAGGGGAUAAUGACUACUUUACUUGCAUAACUAAAGCUUAUGAAAUGUUGUCUGAUCCAGUGAAAAGACGCGCAUUUAACAGUGUAGAUCCUACUUUUGAUAAUUCAGUUCCUUCCAAAAGUGAAGCAAAAGACAAUUUCUUCGAAGUGUUCUUCCCCGUGUUUGAAAGGAAUUCCAGAUGGUCAAAUAAAAAAAAUGUUCCUAAACUUGGUGAUAUGAAUUCAUCAUUUGAAGAUGUAGAUGCGUUUUAUUCCUUCUGGUAUAAUUUUGAUUCUUGGAGAGAAUUUUCUUAUUUAGAUGAAGAAGAAAAAGAAAAAGCAGAAUGCCGUGAUGAGAGAAGAUGGAUUGAAAAGCAAAACAGAGCAACAAGAGCACAAAGAAAAAAAGAAGAAAUGAACAGAAUAAGAACGUUAGUUGAUAAUGCAUACAGUUGUGACCCAAGGAUAAAAAAAUUCAAGGAAGAAGAAAAGGCCAAGAAAGAAGCUGAGAAGAAAGCAAAAGCAGACGCCAAACGGAAGGAGCAAGAAGCUAAAGAAAAACAAAGACAAGCUGAGUUAGAAGCAGCUCGUUUAGCUAAAGAGAAGGAAGAAGAAGAAGUGAGACAACAGGCAUUAUUGGCAAAGAAAGAGAAAGAUAUCCAGAAAAAAGCUAUUAAGAGGGAAAGACAGAAACUCCGGAAUUCAUGCAAGACCUGGAACCAUUUUUCGGACACUGAGGCAGAGAGGGUUAAAAUGAUGGAAGAAGUGGAAAAGCUUUGUGAUCGACUUGAACUAGCAAGCUUACAGUGCUUAAAUGAAACCCUCUCAUCAUCUACAAAAGAAGUAGGAAAGGCAGCUCUGGAAAAACAGAUAGAAGAAGUAAAUGAGCAAAUUAGAAAAGAGAAAGAGGAAGCUGAGGCUCGCAUGCGACAAGCCUCUAAGAAUGCUGAGAAGUCAACUGGUGGAAGUGGAAAUGGUGGUAAAAACUGGUCGGAGGAUGACCUGCAAUUAUUGAUUAAAGCUGUAAACCUCUUUCCAGCUGGCACAAAUUCAAGAUGGGAAGUUAUUGCCAAUUACAUGAAUAUACAUUCUUCUUCGGGAGUCAAGAGAACUGCUAAAGAUGUUAUUGGUAAAGCAAAGAGUCUCCAAAAGCUUGACCCUCAUCAAAAAGAUGACAUAAACAAAAAAGCUUUUGAUAAGUUUAAAAAAGAACAUGGAGUGGUACCUCAAGCAGAUAAUGCGACACCUUCAGAAAGAUUCGAAGGUCCAUGUACAGAUUUCACCCCCUGGACAACAGAAGAACAAAAGCUUUUGGAACAAGCUUUGAAAACGUAUCCAGUAAAUACUCCUGAAAGAUGGGAAAAAAUAGCAGAAGCAGUGCCUGGCAGGACAAAGAAAGACUGCAUGAAGCGAUACAAGGAACUUGUCGAGAUGGUAAAAGCAAAGAAAGCUGCUCAAGAACAAGUGCUGACUGCAAGCAGAGCCAAGAAAUGACCCCGUGACAAUCCGUGUGUGUGCAUUUUUAUAAUAAAACGGAAAAUACUGUACAAAAUUUUAUUCUUAAAAUUAUACUUUUGCUAAUUAUUUGGAA